AUGAAAAUCAAACUAUUAGGGAAACCUCAAUACAGGAUGCUAUCCAAAGAAGAGAAUGAAAAUUUUACUAUUUCAGACUUAGAAAACAAGAAAAACAACUAUUUUCAAUUCCUUGAAAGUCAAAAGCUGGCUAACGAAAAUAAUUUUUAUUCUAAUUCAGAUCAAGAAUCUGAAAACUUAUCGGAAAAUCAACAUGAAUCUUCUUAUGAAGCUUUAUUAAGUCAGGAAACUUUUUCACAAGAUGAAGAAAAUCUUGUAAAAAAACAAAGAGAAGAAAUUCAAAAACUUGAUGCUGGAAAAUCAUUUAAAGGUUCUGGAAAUCAUAAAAAUGAUAUUGACUGGAUUGAGGUAAAAAAUAAAUACCCAUCAGAAGAAGCAUUUUGUGAAACUGCACGUCAAGUAUUGACUCAAAGACAACCAGAACACAUGCAACUAAUGAUAAAAUCUGGUCAAUGGGAUGCAUUUUUUCGUUCUGCUAUUAGUUCAACACUAAAAGAAAAAAUGUCAAAAUAUAGGGGUGAUCAAGUUAAGAAAAUCAAAACUGUUCUAUUUGAUUGUUUUCCAAACAAGAUUCCCAAACUCAAUUCAAAGACUGAUCCUAAUAUCAUAAGUGAAUUCAAGAAGUCGGAUAAUGCAAAAUGGUGUCUACAUCAUCUGAAUUCUAGGAUAUCUGCUGCAAGUCCAACAAAAUACAUUGAUUGUAUUACAGCAUCAUUUACAAAAGAUCGAGUGGCAACAGAUAAUGAUCAGCUAUUUUCAAUUGCUGUGUGCCAUUUUAUGCUUGAAGAAACAAUUGUGGGUGUAACUUUGGAUCCUGAAAAAAUGGAUUCUUUAAUGAAAAAAAUGAAGGGUGAUUAG
Messenger RNA from Entrophospora sp. SA101, 858 nucleotides. The record is from the annotation of a GenBank genome assembly. NCBI's taxonomy places the organism in Eukaryota, Fungi, Glomeromycota, Glomeromycetes, Entrophosporales, Entrophosporaceae.